CGCAGUCUGGACCUGUGUAGUAGGGCUACCUCGGAAACCAGCGUACUACAUAGAUCCCUGACUCAAGCGGGUAUUUCUGUCGGAUUUAGGCGCAACAACUGCGCCAUUGAUGAGCGGAUUACUUUGCAAAGCAUUCAUUUGUAAAGAGGAACUCGUAUCUGUUUAAUAAGGAAGUGUCCACGAAGGCAAACUAAGAGAAAAUGAGCAGAUAGUUGACAGAUUUCUUCCCCUUUUACAGGCGCGUUAUAUGGAAGAGGAGUGUUUAUGACCCCUGAAGCCUGGAGAAAAACACGAAACAACCUGACUGGCAAGAAAAGUGUGUGUACAUGCCAUGGCUGUGGUUUUAUCUUCUCACCUCCAGAUAAUAUGUGUGGUAUUUGUACUCUUCGACAGCACUGGAGGUUCGGCUUCUCAGACGUCCCAGUUCUCUUCGUAUGAAGUGAGCAUCCCGAAACGCAUCGGCAGACACAGGAGAGAGCAGGACGGCUCCGUUUCGGAUAAGGUGUCCUAUGUUAUCCCAGCUCAGGGGAAAGAACAUGUCAUCAUCCUGGAAAAGAACGAGUUUCUCCUGCCGGAGGAUUUCACCGUGUAUUCCUACGCUAAGGAUGGAUCACUGAUCACCGAAAGACCCAACAUGAAGGAUCACUGUCAUUACCGUGGUUACGUGGAGGAUGUAGACGGCUCUUCCGCUGCUCUGAGUCUCUGCUCUGGAUUACGAGGUGUGAUCCACAUGCAGAACACCAGUUUAGGCAUCGAGCCACUAGAGGGUUCGUCAGAUAAUGAGCACCUCAUCUACCACCUGGAGGACGUCAAGACGGAGCCUUUUACCUGCGGCACGCCCCACUCCCGUCACCAUGGCAACCAAGUAUCACCCGGCCACGCCCAGGCCCACAACGCUACAUUUGGUCGACCUGAGAGUCAUCUGAUCAGAAAAAAGAGGGCGGUGCUACACCAGACACAUUACGUGGAGCUGCUGCUGGUGGUCGAUAAUGAGAGAUUUAACUUCACAAACCGCAAUCAGACGGCGGUGAGAGAGGAGAUGGUGCAGCUCGCUAACUACAUCGACAGUAUGUACGUAGCUCUGAAUAUCCGGGUGGUGUUGGUGGGGUUGGAGAUCUGGUCGGUGAUGAACUUUAUCAGUACGGACGGUGGAGCAGGUGAGGUGCUCGGUCGCUUCACCCAGUGGAGGGAGAAGGAGCUCGUGCCCCGCCGUCGCCAUGACAGCGCUCAGCUCAUCCUGAAUAGAGGAUUUGGGAUUACAGCAGGCAUGGCGUUUGUGGGUACGGCCUGCUCCAGGAGUCAUGGGGGCGGGAUCAAUGCGUUCACUCAUAAAAAUGUAGCAUCGUUUGCCUCCAUCGUGGCUCAUGAGCUCGGCCAUAAUCUCGGGAUGAACCAUGAUGAUGACGGGAGAAACUGCAAAUGUGAUGUGGCCCACUGCAUCAUGAACUCCGGGGCAACUGGCUCGCGGAACUUCAGUAGCUGCAGCGCGGAUGACUUUGAGAAGUUGAUCCUGACCGCCGGAGGCAGCUGCCUGAUGAACGUGCCGCGUCCCGACGAGGCCUACAGCGCCCCCUUCUGUGGCAACAAGCUGGUGGACGUGGGAGAGGAGUGUGACUGCGGCUCCGAGGAGGAGUGUGAGAAGGACCCCUGCUGUGAGCCUAAAACAUGUAAACUCCGAGCUGGAGCUCAGUGUGCCUAUGGAGUGUGCUGCAAGCACUGCAGGUUCCUCCCCGGUGGCACCGUGUGCAGGAGCAGUACGGACGAGUGCGACCUGCCGGAGUACUGUAACGGCUCGUCUGCUCUGUGCCGGGUCGACGUGUUCAAACAGAACGGACACCCGUGCCGAGAGGGCGUGGCUUACUGCUACAACGGCCUGUGCCAGCACUACGACACCCAGUGCCAGGCCCUGUUCGGGCCCAAGGCAAAAGCUGCUCCCGAGGUUUGCUUUAAAGACGUAAACUCCAAAGGUGAUCGCUUCGGAAACUGUGGCUACCAGAACAACCACAUGAAGAAGUGUGAGAGCAGGAAUGCCAUGUGUGGGAAGCUGCAGUGUGAGAACGUCCAGAACACCAUCGUGUUCAGCAUCAAGCCCUCCAUCAUCCAGACCCCGAUCGGAGGCACCACCUGCUGGGGAGUGGACUUCCGUCUGGGCACCGACGUUCCUGACCCGGGCAUGGUCAACGAGGGCACCAAGUGUGGAGAGAACAAGGUUUGUUUGAACUACGAGUGCAAGAGUGCUGACGAGCUGAAAUACGACUGCGACGUGCAGAACAAAUGCCACGCUCAUGGGGUGUGUAAUAGCAACAGGAACUGCCACUGUGAUUACGGCUGGGCGCCACCCUUUUGCGAAUUCGCAGGCUACGGCGGCAGUACAGACAGCGGCCCCACCUGGAACGAUAAAGACACAUCGACGAGAGACGGCCUGCUGAUUUUCUUUUUCCUGGUUCUUCCUCUCCUGGCUUUGGGUCUCUACGUCUUUUUCAGGAGGAACGAGCUGCAACGACGCUUCUGCAGGAAAAAACGCUCUCAGGGCUACGAAGCGGACAGCAGGCCGCAGACCAACAACAGCCGGACUCCUGCGAAUCGGCACGGGAACCCCAGCAGCAUAGUGAAAGACGGACAUCAGGCUCAGUUAUUGCCAGCCGAAGAGGUGGUUCACACGAGUAAGACCUCUGCAUCAGCGCCGGCGUACGUCUCCAGACCGCCACGCCCAGCGUUUACACGACCUCCUCCUCCUGCCAGUCAGCUCCUGCCGCAGAGACCCGCCCCUCCUCCCCCUGUAUAACACACGCCUCACACAUCCAGGACAGGUGUGUGUACGUGUGUGUGUGUGUGUGUGUGUGUGUGUGUGAGUACUUGAGUGACCCUGCCUGACCCUACGCUUCCCACCGUGACCACUUGUCACCUGUCAGUCAAACAGCUGCUACGCUAAAGACAUGGGCUGAAUCUGACACACCCUGAACAGCGCACUGAGUACGACGCUAAAAAUAGGAAAAUCACCUUGUUAUAGCACUAUACAGCAAAUACGGGAGCUGUUCGGAUUCAGCCGUGGCUUCUGCACCGAGACGAACCUCAUCCUGCAAUAUCAUCGUACGGAAAAGGCGGGACCAGUGAGCCUCAGCCAAUCAGAUGGGCACGAUGUUCCUCAUUUAAGGUUCUUACGGCAGCACGCAGAAUCUCUCGUGUAUUAUCAUGUCUGUUACUAUUACGGAAUGUAAAGGACCAGAACCACUGCAGUUGAUUGCACUUCAGUAUAUUUAGUGCACAAACAAUGUAAUCAUGUCAAGCUUCCUGAUUAAUUAGGCUUUUUUUUUUUUUUUUUUUUUAAAUAUAUAUAUAUAUUUGGUGUCGAAUAUGACCGGUUGAUGCAGACCGCGGCAAUCGUGAAAUCCGAUUUCUUUCAGAUUCUGCAUCAUCAGGCUUUUACAUAGGAUGCAUAAAUGCUGGAGGGUUUGUUUUUUUUUAAAUUAAAAAAAAAAAGAAGAAAAAAAAAUAUAUAUAUUAGUUCUAAUUAAAAAUUAGCAUCAUUUGAAAAACAGGAAAUAACUUUAGAGGAGUUAAAAAACAAACGGUGAUACUGAAAACAAUAAACAGUCAUAAAUAAUUCGGUUUGUAAUCAUUUCUUGGGAAGUAAAAUCGAAUCGUGACGUCCUAAGCGAAUUUAUAAAUAUAAAAUUAAAAAAGAAAAAUAAUAAUAAUUUUUUAUAUAUAUAUAUAUAUAUAUAUAUAUAUAUAUAUAUAUAUAUAUAUAUAUAUAUAUAAUAUACAUAUAUAUGCAAAAUACCACUGAUACGAACAUGACAAGCCAUUUGAAUUAUUAUUUUUUAAUUAUUAUUAUUAUUAUUAUUAUUAUUAUUCGUAAACAACACCAAUUUUAUAUCUUCAUUCGAGCUGCAAACCGAUUCCUCUUCCGGAUUCUCAGAUGCCACGUUGCUUUCCAGAGUGAAAGGUCAAAGUUCAAUACUGCAAUAUAAACAAACUCUAAACUUCAGGGUUUGUUUUUGUGUGUCAUCGUCGUCGUCGUUGUUGUUGUUGUUGUUUUUCCACACCGUUUGUAUCCAUCUAUGUCAUGUUGAUUUUAUUUCUUUUGUUGAACAAUUUUUUUUUAUUAUUAUUAUUAUUAUUUUCUUUUUAGAUCGACCGUCUCUCGGAGCAGAUAAACCUCUAGAAGCGCUCGUUUGAAUAUUUCUAUGUCUUUUUUUUUUUUUUUUAAAUUGAAACGGUUGCAUUGUGGUGUAAAAUAUAUCGUCGGGGUUUUAUUUCACAAACUUGAAGCCUUAUUUGAGUCAUCGUUAAAGGGCUACGUGACGCCGAGAGCGCAAACCCCUGCUCAGAUCCUACAAUGCAAUACGCUCUCAAUGUUCAAAUCGCACACACACACGUAUCUGUGUCAGUAUGACUCUGUGGAUAUGUGUGUGUGUGUGCGCGCGCGUGCAAAGCUGACAAAGUGCCAUACGGUCUGUAAUAACACUGAGCGUCUCUUGUCAGUCCGAUGCGCGCGCGCGUGUGUUCAAGCCUGAACGACAGAGUUCUGAUCGGACUGAACGAUUUUAAUAAUCUCCUUCGAACGGAUUUUUCCUACAUUUCUUUUUCUUUCUUUUUCAUAUCGGUCUGAUUGCACUGCGUUCCCGAUUCUUCCAGCUGCUCUAAGCGCUAUUCGAGGUACAAAGUUGCACUUUGACCCCCCCCCCCCC
Molecule: messenger RNA, 4694 nt
Organism: Ictalurus punctatus (channel catfish)
Lineage: Eukaryota; Metazoa; Chordata; Actinopteri; Siluriformes; Ictaluridae
Gene: adam9a
Product: ADAM metallopeptidase domain 9
Exons: 23
Coding region: 332-2785 (817 amino acids)
Biological process (GO): proteolysis
Cellular component (GO): plasma membrane
Molecular function (GO): metalloendopeptidase activity
Source: RefSeq, a predicted model, not a curated record